GCUUGUGUUUAUACUGUUAAGAAGGAAAAAAAUACACGCAGGUGCAGUGAGAUGCCGGAAAGGGCGAUAAAACUGACACUUUGUAACAGAAGGGGAGUCGGACUGUCGAGGUUUAUGAGCUGCAAAGUGCAGAUGAUGGAGUCCCUAACGCUUGACAUAGGUGAGGGUGAGAGAGACCUAGUAAUCCUUAGAUGAUAUUGUGGGACAGUGUUUCUGAAAGUGUGGUCCACAAGCAGUUGACAAGGAAACGGCCCUGUGCCAGAUGGCUGAUAUCUGACAUCAUGCGGCAUCACUGGCUGCUUCUGGGUGCUUGUGGCUGGGUGUUACUGAUCCUGAUGUUUGCCAGCAAAUUCAUCAACUUCCCUUUCAGAAGACCAGAUGAUUACGGUGGCAAACCGAAGUCAAUAAGUGCAACAGUGGCUACGCCUGGUGACAUACAACUCCAACUGGUUGAUAAGAAAAGAAUACCCACAGAAGGACUGCUUACUGCAAAGCCAUUACCGGUUGAUUAUGAAGACUGGGAGGCUGUCCAAGCAGGACGUCUUGAUCGUCUUUCCAGGCUAUGCAGCAAUGAUUCUUUGAAGAACCUUACACACACUCCAAUCACCAAAUUCAUCCUGGAUCGCAUAUUUGUCUGUGACAAGCAUAAGAUUCUCUUCUGCCAGACUCCAAAAGUAGGCAAUACACAGUGGAAGAAGGUCCUGAUUGUCCUCAAUGGAGCAUUCUCCAGUGUGGAUAAGAUACCUGAAAAUGUGAUCCACCACCAUGACAAAAAUGGGCUGCCUCGUCUUUCCUCUCUGAAUGAGAGUGAAAUUCUAAAAAGAUUAAAUUCUUACUUCAAAUUUUUCAUUGUAAGAGAUCCAUUUGAAAGACUGAUAUCUGCCUUCAAGGACAAGUUUGUACAAAAUCCACGAUCAGAGCCCUGGUACAAGCAUGACAUCGCUCCAGCAAUAAUGCGGAAAUAUAGGAGGAACCAUUCAGAAGCUAAGGGCCUGCAAUUUGAAGACUUUGUCCGAUACUUGGGGGAUCCCAACCACAAGAGACUAGACCGUCAGUUUGGAGACCACAUAAUUCACUGGAUAACAUAUGUAGAACUUUGUGCUCCUUGUGACAUUGUAUACAAUGCCAUUGGGCAUCAUGAGACCCUGGAGAGGGAUGCUCCAUAUAUACUCAAAGCAGCUGGCAUUGAUCAUUUAGUGUCCUAUCCCACUAUUCCACCAGGUAUCACUUUAUACAACAAGACGAAGGUGGAACAGUAUUUUUCUGGAAUUGGGAAAAGAGACAUCCAGAGACUCUAUGCGAGAUUUCAGGGAGACUUUACACUUUUUGGCUAUAAAAAACCUGAUUUUUUACUGGAUUAACCUAUUCUUAGAACUUAGUUUGUUUUUAUUUGUUUUAUAAGAAGUGUAUGUACAAAAUAUGACCUUUUAAUAAUGUAAAGAUGAAUCAAGAGAAGAGUAAUUGCUGCUUGGGUGAAAAGUCUGCAUGCAGCAAAGAAAAAAAUAAAGCACAGGAGCCUAAAAUCUUGGGAAUCAGAAAUUCAGUUAACUGAUAUCAUCCCUCUUAAAUGUGCUUCCUAGAGAAAUGUUCAUUCAGAAUGCUCAUCAUCAACUACUUGUCAGACACUCAUUCAGUCACCUGUCCAUUUACCUAUUUGGGAUUUUCUCAUCUGUUGGGAUGUCAUUUUCUGUUUAGCAUGUUGAUUAGGGCACCACAUUUGUGCAUCAGUUAUUAUUGCUCUCUGACAUCUUCAGAGUUCAGGUUCAGAUGAUCCCCUGCUCAUUGUCUAAACAGGGUCUGCACAAUCUUACAAUGGCAUAUCCUUUUUUUCUCACAUCCCAAAAAUGAUAUGAUUUUUGAUGUCUCUAAAUCAUUCCCAUAUGAGUGAUUGUUAAUGUGUGUGCCGGUGGUCUUUGCAAUGGACUGGCAAUUUUCUUCAGGGUUGAUUCCGGCCUGUUGCCAAAUGCUGUUAUGAUAAUUCCACCCCCAUAACCAUGACCUGAAUUAAAGAGUUGAGAAAUUGGAUAGAUGAAUAGAUAAAUUGAUUAACUUGUGUUUCUGUUCAAGCCAUAAUGCAUUAUUACUAUUUAACAGGAUAGUUAAUCACCAGGGCUCAUAAUGCACUCUUUAGAUAAAGAAAUGAAACCAUUUCUAGCUUUUGACUAGGAGGAAGAGCAUCGGUAUGGGAGCAUAACCCUACCCCUAACCCUAAUUGUCAACUGUGCCAAUUCUGCCACCCCACGUUUUCCUUAGGUAGUGACUGUUAAAUGUAGUUCAGCAACAUUUAUGUCAAUCUUUAUUUUUUUUAUAUAAUUUGUAUUAGUUGCUUCAGGACAGGCAGCAGCUUAAAGUGUCUUGCAUGAACAGUUUAAAGUAACUUUUACAUUCAGUAUAGUGUGCCAAGAUCUGAUAAGGUUGAGCUGAGAUCUAUCCUCUGUCCAUCUAUCUUUUCACAUACUUAUUUCAGUUUAAGGCAAGAGGGAGCAGGAACUUAUCCCAGCAAGAUGGGACACA
Erpetoichthys calabaricus (reedfish) is the source of this 2514-nucleotide messenger RNA. It is a transcript of the gene chst10, whose product is annotated as carbohydrate sulfotransferase 10. The record is from RefSeq and is a predicted model, not a curated record. Gene Ontology annotation, biological process: proteoglycan biosynthetic process; carbohydrate biosynthetic process. Bases 192 to 1361 code for a protein of 389 amino acids. NCBI's taxonomy places the organism in Eukaryota, Metazoa, Chordata, Cladistia, Polypteriformes, Polypteridae. Gene Ontology annotation, cellular component: membrane. The transcript has 7 exons. Gene Ontology annotation, molecular function: sulfotransferase activity.